This is a messenger RNA of Scutellospora calospora, 2246 nucleotides long. NCBI's taxonomy places the organism in Eukaryota, Fungi, Glomeromycota, Glomeromycetes, Diversisporales, Gigasporaceae. The record is from the annotation of a GenBank genome assembly.
GAGUAAUGGCUAUCGGUUCUGGAGCAUCUGUAGGAGCACUGGCGGCUUUAGGUGGGGUUUGUGAAAUUAGUGAAGCAGCACUUAUAAUUGGGGCUGGAAUAUCAUUGCCAGCAUUUGCAAUAAUUGCGGGAAUAGCUACUCUUGGUUUAGGAAUAUGGGGAGGUAGAAUGCUAAUGAGGAAGGGCGCUUUGAUUCUAGAAGAACCAAAAAUUCGUGAAAGGCUCAAUAAAAUCAUGAUUAAUGCAAUAGCUGCUUAUGAUAAAAAAGAAUAUCAAAAGUUUUUUGAGGCACUUUCUGAACCAUAUGAAAAAGAUGAUAAUCUUUUAGAAUUCGGAGAACUUAGGAUAGUUAUUAUUCCUAAACAUAUAAUAGAUACACUUAUAAAACAUGGUUUUAGAUCAGAUGGCAUUGCUUAUUUACUAAAUUUAAUUGGAGAGGUAUUGAUUAGCGGAAAAAUAAAAUUAGAACGUCAAACAACAAAAGAUUUGAAAGCUCUAGCAAAAAUUGUUUUUGAUGAAGUACUGAGUGAAAAACUUGAGCAAGAGGCAGUAAAGUUAGAUGGCCGUAUUCAUGAAUUGCGAAAAAGCUACCAACACUUACACUUGGCCGCUUUAAGCAAAGUCCGGGACUUUUUUUCACUUGAAGAAUAUAGAGAUAUCGCUCAAGAAAACAAAGAUGAUGCUCGGCAAAUGCCUUUUCAAUCGAGGUUAGAAGAAAUGCGUAAUUCUGCAAGAAUUAAUCUUGCAAUUUUUUAUAUAAUGGACACUGGUGACGAAGAAAGGGAACUAGCUAUCAAAACUAUUAAAGAAAUCCGAAAUUCAAUAAACAAAAAUUUUCAGUUUGUAGGCACAGCUAAAUCACGUUUAGAAGUCUUGGAGGAUUUCUUGUGGGUCAUUAGUGGUUCGGAAUUACCUGAGGAGUCAACUGAAAUAUCACUUACAACCUAUCCAAAAGCAAUAAAGUCGACUCAAGACAUAGAUAAUGAUGAAUAUUUUCGAUAUUUAAACGAAAAGUCACAGCAGACAUCUUCCGACCAAGAAAAAAUAUGGUUAUAUAAUGAAUUAGCAGCAUAUUACGAGCAACUAGCAGAAAAGGAGGACAAAAUUAACAAAUUAAAAGGCUUAUGUCAUUGGCAAGCUGCUCGAAAGAACUAUGAGAAUGCGCGUGGAAUUGAUUAUAAAAAUUUAAAUUCUGUUUUUGAAGAUUAUUUCAAAAAUUCCCGUAGUGAUGAAAGCCCCGUUUAUAACAUUUUAUCAAUUGACGGAGGAGGCAUACGCGGAGUUUUACCUGCUUUAUGGCUCAAAGAGAUAGAACAUCGCACCCACAGACCUAUUUCUCAUUUAUUUAAUAUGAUAGCUGGAUCAUCAACUGGCGGUUUCACUGCCGCUGGACUAUCAAUGCCUUUCUGGCAGUUAUCAUGUCGAUAUUCAGAUUUUAAACCAAAAUUUUCAGCUUCGGAUAUAUUGAACGUUUACCAGAAUGAAUCAAGGAAAUUAUUCGAUAUUGAUAAUACAGGUUGUUACUUCAAUCCGAAAUAUACAGAUAAAAGCCGUUCUAAGCUAUUUAAGGAUCUUUUUGGUGGGACAACGUUAAGUCACGCGCUUACCAAAUUGAUUGUUCCUGCGGUAAAUGAAAAAGACUUAGCACAGCCACAUUUAUUUAUGAGUUAUAACGAUAAUGCUAUCUCAGAUAAUGAUACUUUUUAUGAUGUUUUAAUGGCUACGACAGCUUCACCUACUUUUUUCCCACCUUAUAAGAUAAGGAAUAAAGGUUUUUUCUUGGAUGGUGGGGUACUUAUUAAUAAUCCAACAAUAACAGCUUAUAAUGAAGCUACCCGGUAUAAUAAUGUUACAGUAGAGAAGAUUUCUAUUCUUUCUUUGGGUACAGGAUGUUAUACACCAGAUACUUUAAGGCCAAACUUAUAUCGGAGUAAACUUUUUUGGCAACAUAAUAAUCAUAAGGUAGCAAUAUCAGAUAGCACUGAUUGUCAAAUGCAUGCUAAGUUGGGAGAUCGCUAUCAGCGAUGGCAAGUCUGGUUUGAAAACCCAAUAGAAUUAGAUGAUUUUGAAAAUAUUCCUAAUCUCUUAGAGAUAGGUUAUCAGUAUAUAGAAGAGCUCGAUGAUUCAGAUGAGAAUCCUAUUAACAAGUUAGUAGAAUCUCUUCAUAAAUCACAAAAUGUUCCCAAUAAUUUUGAAACUUCAUCUAUUGAGAUUACUGAGAUUACUACUACUACCACCUCUGUUUAA